UGCAGCUAUCUACACCAUCAUGCAACCCCACAUAUAAUCCACAGAGACGUAAAAGCAAGCAAUGUGUUGCUAGAUUCGGAUUUCCAAGCUCGGGUUGCUGAUUUUGGAUUUGCAAAGCUAAUACCUGACGGUGCAACCCAUGUGACCACUAGAGUAAAGGGUACCCUAGGCUACCUUGCUCCAGAAUACGCAAUGUUAGGGAAGGCAUCAGAGAGCUGUGACGUCUUCAGCUUUGGCAUUCUCUUGCUAGAGCUUGCUAGUGGCAAAAAACCCCUUGAAAAGCUCAGCUCAACAAUGAAGCGCACGAUCACCGAUUGGGCUCUGCCAUUAGCAUGUGAGAGGAAAUUCAGUGAACUGGCAGACCCGCGACUGAACGGGAUGUAUGUAGAGGAAGAGUUGAAAAGGGUUGUCUUCGUUGCGCUUAUCUGUGCCCAAAGUCAGCCUGAGAAGAGACCAACCAUGCUUGAGGUGGUGGAGCUUUUGAAGGGAGAGUCGAAAGAGAAGUUUGCUGUUAUGGAAAAUGAUGAAUUUUUCAAGAGUCGGCCUGCGGAUUAUAAUGAUGGGUCUGGUGCGGAUGAAGGGGUAGACUUCAUCUCAGAGGAAAGAGAACCAAAACAAGAAUUGACGGAGUGGGAGGGUGAAGCCGGAAAGUGA
This is a messenger RNA of Camellia sinensis, 654 nucleotides long. NCBI's taxonomy places the organism in Eukaryota, Viridiplantae, Streptophyta, Magnoliopsida, Ericales, Theaceae. The record is from RefSeq and is a predicted model, not a curated record.